AUGACUACGUCGAAAAUCUCACCCGCGUUAAAACAACUCCUCAGCGUCAAUGCACAUCCGCCCAGUCUUCAAUCCGCCGCAUUCCACCAUCAAUUGAAGGGACUACUCUCCGAUUUCAAUCGGACGGCUUCCGACAAGCGACUGACCUCUGACAGUUGGACGAUUUUUUCAACUGCAGCCCUAGUUUCACUCAAUAGACCAAGCGCCUUCGAACCGUUUUGGGCAUCGUUGAAUUCAACGACCGGAAACAAGGCAUCGCUUUACAAUGCAAACUUGAUUAGGGAGACGGCAUUGAAAUCGAUCUCGUUUAUCGGAAUAGCCAAAUCAAUCAAUGCCUUGAACACAUUCAGAGCAGUUUUGGAAAAUUCGAACCCGGACCUAAUCCCUCCAUUGGACCAACAAAAACCUAGAAGAAUACCCGAUGUGAACGAGAACUCGAUCGGAAAGGUCUCUCAAAGAGCGCUGGGCACAUGGAAAUCUAUCUAUCGACCGUUAGACGAGAAGUUAAUAUCCAAACUUUCGGCCGCCCAUCCCGACUUACCGGUUCACAUCUUACAUUCUCAUUACGGACCCUUGUUAUCCGACCCUACGGGAAACCCUGGCCCGAUUGGACGGAUCGGUACCAGUCUGAUAGCCGUUGGAACCCUUCGCGCGGCUGGCAACCUAGGCCCUCAAUUACUCUCGCAUGUCUACGGUCUCAAGAAAGCUGGCGAGGAACUCCACCAAGUCGGCGAGCCUUCACUUGGUCAGGGCACUGAGUGGCUAACCUCAGACGCCGGCGCUGAAUGGAUCGUCAAUGGUAUCGACCGAUUGUGUCAAUUGAUCUCAAACUCUGAGUCGGAUGCCCAUCAUGCUUCAAAACUUUGA
Messenger RNA from Puccinia triticina, 867 nucleotides. RefSeq lists its product as uncharacterized. The transcript is spliced from 2 exons. Bases 1 to 867 code for a protein of 288 amino acids. Lineage: Eukaryota; Fungi; Basidiomycota; Pucciniomycetes; Pucciniales; Pucciniaceae. The record is from RefSeq and is a predicted model, not a curated record.